Henningerozyma blattae CBS 6284 is the source of this 1329-nucleotide messenger RNA. RefSeq lists its product as uncharacterized. Bases 1 to 1329 code for a protein of 442 amino acids. The transcript has a single exon. The record is from RefSeq and is a predicted model, not a curated record. NCBI's taxonomy places the organism in Eukaryota, Fungi, Ascomycota, Saccharomycetes, Saccharomycetales, Saccharomycetaceae.
AUGACAAUCAAAGUUAUAUAUAUUGCUAGACACGGGUAUCGAUCCAAUUGGUUACCUCAUGGACCUUAUCCAUUACCGCCUACUGGUGUAGAUAGUGAUGUUCCAUUAGCAGACCAUGGUGUUAAUCAAGCUAAAGAGUUGGGCCAUUAUAUCUUAUCUAUUGAUAAUCAACCUGAAUUAAUCUUUUCUUCACCAUUUUAUAGAUGUAUUCAAACAAGUGAACCAAUAGCGAAAUUAUUGGAACUUCCAGUUUAUUUGGAGAAGGGAGUUGGAGAAUGGUAUAAACCAGACCGUCCCACGAUCCCUAUUCCAGCAGAUUUAGAAACGUUAAAGAAAUUAUUCCCCGGCCAUGAUGAUCGUAGUAUAUUGAGUGAAAGUUCAGAGUGGGUUCCUGGUUCAGGAAUUAUACCUAGUGAUCAAGGUGAGACUGCAGAUGAAUUGUAUGAGAGAUGUAAGAAAUUCUGGCCCAUUUUCAUCAAAAGAGUGGAAGAACAGUUUAAUCAAGUGGAAACGAUAUUAAUUGUGACACAUGCAGCAAGCAAGAUUGCUCUUGGGAUGUCAUUAAUGGGAUAUUCAAGAUAUGAUGAUGAAUUGGAGGAAGGUGGGUAUAUACGUAGUGGUAGUUGUUCGUUAGACAAGUAUGAAUUGAUUAAAGAUUAUCAAGUUGGGAUGGUUGAUGAUGAGGGAGAUGAUGAUGAGGGGGAUGAAAGUUUGGAGAAUGGAGAAGAUAGAAUAGUACCGUUUGAGAAAAGAAGAUGGAGAAUGACGAUGAAUGGUAAUACGGAAUUUUUGAAAAAAGGUGAAGAAAUGAAUUGGUCAUUCCAAAGUGCAGUGGAAGCUGGGUCUGAUGCCGAUAUCAAACAAAGACAGGGGAAUUUGAACAAGAAAACUGGGAUGAGUGUAGGGAUGGAAAUGGAGGAAUUGUAUAUUAGUCUUGACAUUCCCAGUAAUAAUUACCGAGAAAAGACGGUGGUGAACCAACGAGAUUCGUUACAGAUCAGUGGGUUAUCGAACCGUGAAGGGUUGCCGUUGUUCAAGAUUGGGAAUGAAUUGUAUGAAGGUCAAUGGAAGAAAUUGGUUGGGACUGAAUUGGUGUUUCCUCAAAAUGCAUCCUUGCAUCGUAAAGUGAUUGAGAAGGAGGAUGGUGACGAUGUGAAUGAAGAAGUUGAUGAAGAUUUGGUGGAUAAGAUAUUACGGGAGAAGCAAGAGGCGGAGGGCGAGGGGGAGGGGGAGGGGGAGGGCCAGGACGCAAGUGGGAAUGAGGAAUUGAAACAAAAAGUGUACCAUGUCACUGAUCGAAUUGUUCUUUAUAACGUUCGUCCUAUGUGA